UCUUAGCUCUCCUUUCUCUUUCUCUUCCUCUCUCUAACUUUCUCUCACUACUUUUGCCUUUAGCUUCUUCUCUCUGUUGUGUGAGAGGCUGGAUACUUGUUCGAGCGGCAGCUGCUUUUGUGGUGGUGAUUUUUUUUUUUCGGGAACCCUAGAGAAUCGACGUCGGUGGUGCGUCGGGUCGGCUUGUUCGGGUUCGGGCUGGAGCUCGGGCUUUCUAGGGCUUCGAUCUGAUUGCGAGUGGUUGGGGAUUUGGAUUUGGUGAAUCGGUGGUGGAGGUUUGAGGGGUUUUUGGGGUGAAGCAAAAAUGUCGUCGUUGAGUAGAGAAUUGGUUUUCCUCAUACUUCAAUUUCUAGAAGAGGAAAAGUUUAAGGAAUCUGUUCACAAGCUUGAGCAAGAAUCAGGGUUUUUCUUUAACAUGAAGUAUUUUGAGGAAAAAGUACAUGCUGGUGAAUGGGAAGAAGUUGAAAAGUACUUGUCUGGAUUCACCAAGGUCGAUGAUAAUAGAUACUCCAUGAAGAUAUUUUUCGAAAUAAGGAAGCAGAAGUAUCUUGAAGCCCUUGAUCGGCAAGACAAGGCAAAGGCAGUUGAGAUACUGGUCAAUGAUUUGAAAGUCUUCUCAACAUUCAAUGAGGAUUUGUACAAAGAGAUUACUCAGCUGUUAACUCUCAAUAAUUUCAGGGAAAAUGAACAGUUAUCCAAGUAUGGUGACACCAAGACCGCCCGAAGUAUAAUGUUGAUAGAGCUGAAAAAGUUAAUUGAAGCUAAUCCACUUUUUCGAGAAAAGCUUGUUUUUCCAACCUUAAAAGCAUCUAGAUUGCGGACCUUAAUAAAUCAAAGUUUAAACUGGCAGCACCAGCUCUGCAAGAAUCCGAGGCCAAACCCGGAUAUUAAGACCUUGUUCACAGACCAUACCUGCACACCUCCAAAUGGGGCUCUUGCUCCAACUCCAGUGAAUAUGCCUCCUGCUGCUGCAGUGGCAAAACCUGCUGCUUAUACGUCACUUGGAACACAUGGGCCCUUUCCAACAACUGCUGCAGCUGCCAACGCAAAUGCUUUAGCAGGUUGGAUGGCAAAUGCUGCUGCAUCUUCAUCUGUUCAGGCAGCUGUUGUGACUGCAUCAUCCUUACCAGUUCCACCAAAUCAAGUGUCAAUCUUGAAGCGUCCAAUUACUCCUCCGGCAACAUUGGGAAUGGUUGAUUACCAGAAUGCUGAGCAUGAGCAGCUAAUGAAACGUUUACGUCCAGCACAGUCAGUUGAGGAGGUCACCUAUCCUACAGUUCGUCAACAGCCAUCUUGGUCCCUGGAUGACCUACCAAGAAAUGUAGCUUUUACCAUGCAUCAAGGAUCUACCAUCACAACCAUGGAUUUUCAUCCUUCUCACCAUACAUUGCUUCUCGUGGGCUCUAAUAAUGGUGACAUUACACUUUGGGAGGUUGGGAUGCGAGAAAAGCUGGUUACAAAGCCAUUUAAGAUUUGGGAGAUUCAAGCUUGUACAUUGCCGUUUCAGGCUUCUGUUGCAAAAGAGGGACCCUUUUCUGUAAGCCGGGUUACAUGGAGUCCAGAUGGCACUUUUAUUGGAGCUGCAUUCAGUAAGCAUUUAGUCCAUUUGUAUGCCUAUGCUGGACCAAAUGAUCUGCGCCAGCAUCUGGAGAUUGAUGCCCAUACUGGAGGAGUAAAUGAUUUGGCCUUUGCCCAUCCAAACAAACAGUUGUGUGUUGUAACCUGUGGAGAUGACAAGUUGAUCAAGGUUUGGGACUUAACAGGACGGAAGUUAUUCAAUUUUGAAGGGCAUGAAGCCCCUGUAUACUCUAUAUGUCCUCAUCAAAAGGAGAAUAUUCAGUUUAUCUUCUCAACUGCUAUCGAUGGGAAAAUUAAGGCUUGGUUGUAUGACAAUAUGGGAUCCAGAGUUGACUAUGAUGCUCCUGGGCAUUGGUGUACCACAAUGCUUUACAGUGCUGAUGGAAGCAGAUUGUUCUCUUGUGGAACUGGUAAAGAAGGAGAUUCUUUUCUUGUUGAAUGGAAUGAAAGUGAAGGGGCCAUAAAAAGGACGUACACUGGGUUCAGAAAGAAGUCAAAUUUGGUUGUACAGUUUGAUACAACUCAAAAUCACUUUUUGGCUGUGGGUGAAGAUAGCCAGAUCAAGUUUUGGGAUAUGGACAACAAUAACAUUCUUACCAGUACAGAUGCAGAGGGUGGUCUUUCGAGUCUUCCUCGAUUGAGAUUCAACAAAGAAGGGAAUCUCCUUGCUGUUACUACUGCAGACAAUGGAAUCAAGAUACUUGCAAAUGCUGCAGGUAUGAGGUCCUUAAGAGCUGCUGAAAACCCUGGUUUUGAAGCACUGAGGUCACCUAUUGAAGCAGCUGCAAUUAAGGCUUCUGGCUCUUCUGUAGCAAAUGUUCCUCCUGUUAAUUGCAAAGUUGAAAGAAGCUCUCCUGUUAGGCCAUCUCCAAUACUUAAUGGAGUUGACUCAAUGUCUAGAAGCAUGGAGAAACCAAGAACGCUAGAUGAUGUUAAUGAUAAAAUGAAACCUUGGCAGUUGGCUGAAAUUGUAGAUCCUGUUCAAUGCCGAAUGGUUACGAUGCCAGAGAGCACAGAUGCGGGUAACAAGGUUGCUCGGCUUCUUUAUACAAACUCUGGUGUUGGCCUUUUGGCACUGGGAUCAAAUGGUGUUCAGAAGCUGUGGAAGUGGGUGCGAAAUGAGCAAAAUCCUUCUGGAAAGGCCACUGCCAAUCUUGUUCCACAACAUUGGCAACCAAACAGUGGUCUUCUUAUGACUAAUGAUGUCUCAGGUGUCAACCUUGAGGAAGCAGUUCCGUGCAUAGCUCUCUCAAAGAAUGAUUCUUAUGUAAUGUCAGCUGCUGGUGGAAAGGUUUCAUUGUUCAAUAUGAUGACUUUUAAGGUGAUGACGACAUUUAUGGCGCCACCACCGGCUUCAACUUUCUUGGCAUUCCAUCCUCAAGAUAAUAACAUUAUAGCCAUUGGUAUGGAGGAUUCCACCAUCCACAUCUACAAUGUUAGGGUAGAUGAGGUGAAAUCAAAGCUGAAAAGUCACCAGAAGCGCAUAACUGGUUUAGCAUUUUCCACCACCCUGAAUAUAUUAGUUUCUUCUGGUGCUGAUGCUCAGCUUUGUGUUUGGAGUAUUGAUACAUGGGACAAGCGGAAAUCAGUCCCCAUCCAACUCCCUGCUGGGAAAGCACCUACAGGUGACACUCGAGUUCAGUUCCAUUCUGAUCAAAUCCGCUUGCUGGUAUCACAUGAGACACAGCUAGCAUUGUAUGAUGCUGCUAAGAUUGAUCGCAUUCGUCAGUGGGUUCCCCAAGAUGUCCUUUCUGCUCCCAUCUCAUAUGCUGCAUACUCCUGCAACAGUCAACUAGUUUAUGCUUCGUUCUGUGAUGGGAAUAUUGGGGUCUUUGAUGCUGAUACCCUAAGGCUAAGAUGUCGGGUUGCUCCAUCGGCGUAUUUAUCCCAGGCAGUAUUAAAUGGAAGUCAAGCUGUGUAUCCACUUGUCAUUGCGGCACAUCCUCAAGACCCGAACCAAUUUGCAAUUGGGUUGACAGAUGGGUCUGUCAAAGUGAUAGAGCCCCAGGAAUCAGAAGGAAAGUGGGGAGUAACUCCUCCAGUGGACAACGGGAUAUUAAAUGGUAGGGCGGCAUCGUCAUCCACCACCAGUAACCAUGGAGGGCCUGAUUCAGUCCAGAGAUAAAAGUCAAUUGUAUUUUUUUCGGUCUUCUGAUUCUGUAAUCCUAUCAGGUGUAGAUUUUUUAGGAUUUUGUAUUUUGUCCCUUGUCAAAGGUUUAGAUUGGAGAUUAAAUUAGAGAGAUUUGUAAUUGCACGCUAUUUGUUGAUUUAUGUGUAUUUUGUUUAAUGCUCCUAUUGAUGCUAGAAAUUGUAUAAAUCAUAUUGGUGGUUGAAAUUUUAGUGCUUUUCAUUGCCUGA
Molecule: messenger RNA, 3936 nt
Organism: Coffea eugenioides
Lineage: Eukaryota; Viridiplantae; Streptophyta; Magnoliopsida; Gentianales; Rubiaceae
Product: topless-related protein 3-like
Exons: 25
Coding region: 305-3703 (1132 amino acids)
Biological process (GO): regulation of DNA-templated transcription
Molecular function (GO): protein binding
Source: RefSeq, a predicted model, not a curated record